Hypanus sabinus (Atlantic stingray) is the source of this 6855-nucleotide messenger RNA. RefSeq names its product transmembrane protein 42-like. Gene Ontology annotation, cellular component: membrane. Bases 47 to 433 code for a protein of 128 amino acids. The record is from RefSeq and is a predicted model, not a curated record. NCBI's taxonomy places the organism in Eukaryota, Metazoa, Chordata, Chondrichthyes, Myliobatiformes, Dasyatidae. The transcript has 3 exons.
GUGACGGCAGGACUUCCGUUCGGGAUCGGCGGGUGGCGGGUGGCGGAUGGCGGGAGCGCGGGGACCUGGAGCUGCGAUGGCGGCCGCAGCCGGAGGCUUGGGAGCCCUCGCCGGGGCGGCGGCAAAGUUAGCGCUGGGGGGAGAGAGGCUGCACCUACUACUUCGGGCAGGCUGCGGAGGGCUAGUAUUAUUCUGCAAUGCUUUGAUGUGGAUGUUUUUUGCAAAAGCCCUGCGAUAUCUGACUUCAGCACAAGCUUCCCUGACCAGUGUCGCUUCCAACUUCCUCUCAUCAGCUUUUCUUGGACAGUUGCUGUUUGGAGAAGUUCACGAGCUGUUAUGGUGGAUUGGCAUCACAAUGACCCUCUGUGGAUUGCUCCUGCUCCACACAGUUAAAGACAUGGACCGGAGUAACACUUACAAGAAAGAGGAAUGAGAUGGAGGCCAUGAGAGCAGGGAAGUACUUGGACUGUUGGGAGCACUGUGUGCAGUGGCGAUCCUGUAACAUCUUUUGUUGAAACAAUACAGAUUUUCCUCAGUAUUGUUAGGAGUAAAUAAGAUGCUGGUAGGUUCAUCCUGCUUUGUAUCUUGAGCAUCCAUUGAAUUCUUGGCUUAGGAAGCUCUGGACCAUCUCUCCCCACACAGCCUCCACUCCAGUUUCCCUCCCUUUUCUGUAGUGGUACAGUGAUUUCCAUGUACCACUCUGUGACACAUACUGCUCACUCCUAAUUAAAUCUUUACCCAGGAAUACCUUAUAGCUUCUAAAAUCAGAGUCAAGGUAACCUAGACUCCGGUAAGAUGGUGAUUGUUUAACGCUUAAAACUUUCACUCCGUUACAUUUCUUACCUUAGCAUGCUUUAUCUCCCUUUUUUAUCCCAGUUUGUUAAUUUUUUUUGCCGCCUUAUCUGCCUGCGAAUACACUUAUCUUCAAAUGGCUACAAACCUUCCUGAAUCUGGGGAAAAAGAAGUCUCUAGGUCUGCGACUGCCAAGAUUCUCUCUAUCUUGGAACAGCAUUGACAGGACAUUGUAUCUGAUUUUAAGUCUGAAUUUAAGUCUUUCAGUUCAUUGGAGUCAAAAUUGGAUCAAAUUAAUGCUAGAGUGGAUCAUCAUGCCAAACAUCUAUCUCACAUCGAUUUAACUUCCGAAGAUUUAAAACGCCACGUUCAGCAGCUGGAAGCUGUCUGUUCCAAUUUGACCAAGCAAAACACCAAGCUUACUCUCAAGAUGACCAAUCUUGAAAACCAGAACAGGUGUUAUAAUCUAUGAAUUCUUGGCUUGCCAGAGGCUAUCGAAAGGGGAUCUCCUGUUGAAUUUUUCUCUUCCUUACUUGGUGAGAUUUUCGGGAAGGAAUUUCUUUCGACCUCACUUGAGUUAGACGGAGCAUACCGGACAUUCAUAGCCAGGUCUGACCUGGGUUCUAGGCCACGUCCAGUAAUUCUCUGUUUUCAUCGAUAAUCAGGUGAAAAACCUGAUCAGGGAGGCACGCCGGAGGGGAAAACUGGAUUAUCGGGGUCAUGGCAUUUGUAUCGUUGAAGACUAUGCCCCUCAGGUUUUGAAGAUGCGCACUGAGUUCAAAGAUGUUAUGAAAGAGUUGUUUAAUCGUGGACUCAAACCUUCUCUCUGUAACCCUGCCUGUCUUCGAAUAACUCUUACUACUGGGGACUAUGAAUGGUUUAAGUUGGUCAAGGAGGCUCAGAAGUUUAUUGAAGGUCUCCCAGCCAUUUCGACUACCUCAGACUCGGUGUGACUUUCUAAAAUGGUCGAUAAGUACUUUUUUUUUAAAAAGCUUUCUUGUGGACUUAGAUUUUUUUUUGUGUAAUCCAGUCCACCUCCAAAUAACUCAAUACUGGGGACCACAAAUGGUUUUAGUUGGUUAGGGAGGCUCAGAAAUUUAUUGAAGGUCUCCCAGCCAGUUUACUAUAUCAGAUUUGUUUUUUUUUUAAAUGGUUGAUAAGUAUUUUUUUACAUUAAAAUUUUUCUUCUCUCUUUUCCCCUCUGGUUUCUUUUUAAAUUACUGUUUUUCUUUCAUAGUUUCCCCACGGGUAGACUAUUUUCGAUUAUUAUUCUGAAUUAAGUUUUUUUUUGAUGUAAUUGUUUCUCUUCAUCUAUAAUUUUGAUUUGUAGUGCAUACGUUCUCUAGUUUCUGUUAUACUAGUUAACGGAGCUUAUGUCGAUGUUAUAAAACUGCAAGUUGGAUUUUGGGGUGCCUUUUUUGUAGAGCUUGCUGCCUUCUGGGUAGUUAUCUAGUUUUGGGAUUGGAGGGUGGGGUGGGUUCUCUAGUGCCAACAUGAUUUAGUGCUUUUUUUGUUGUUUGUUAUUCAGGACAUUUUUUGCCUUGAUUUUAUUGACUUAUACCUUUGCUCCAGAACUGUUACUUGAAUGUUUGAUCCUGUUUAUGCUUACUACUGUCUAUGUUUUAAUAAUUGAUAAUGGUUAGUUCGUUGAAAUUUGUAAGCUGGAAUGUGAAGGGAUUGAACCAUCCUGUUAAAAGGAGGAAGGUGUUUCCACAUCUUAAGCAACUUAAAGCUGACAUUGCUUUUCUGCAAGAAACUCAUAUUUGAAGUUUUGACAAUUCUAGUCUUAUGUCAAAAUGGGUGGGUCAGCACUUCCCUUCUUCUUUCCCAGCCAAAGCUGGGGGGGGGUGGGGGGUUCUAUCCUUAUUAAUCAAGAUGUUCCUUUUGAGCUCCACAGUAAGGUAUCUGGUACAAAUGAUCAUUUUAUUAUUGUUUCUGGAAAGUUGUAUAAUACUAAAGUGGUAUUAGCUCAUUUGUAUGCUCCUAAUUUGGAUGAUGUGAAUUUUUUUUUCCUGAUUUGAAUUCAUGUUCUCUUAUACUGGGCGGUGACUUUAAUUGUUGGUUAGAUCCAGCUUUGGAUCGAUUGUCCUCUGUUCCUAGAUUACCUACUAAAUCUGCUUAACUAUUCAUUCUUUCCUUUCUAACUAUGGUAUCUCUGAUAUGUGGCUUUUUUUUAUCCUACUGAGAGAUUUUUUUUCACAUGUCCACUAUACUUUUACUAGAAUUGAUUUAUUCUUAAUCGAUAAUCGGCUGAUUUCAUUUGUUUACUCUUGUGAUUAUCAGAAUAUAUUGAUUUCGAAUUGUGCUCCAGUUACCUUGUCUUUAAAUUUCCCCGGUCUUCCUCAAACGAAUGUCAUUGGCAUUUUAAUCUGACUCUAUUAUUGGAUGAUGAUUUUGUAAAAUUUAUGAAGGAUCAGAUAACUUUUUUUAAACUCCAAUAUGUCAUCUGAAAUUUCAUCUCAGAUUGUCUGGGAUGUUAUGAAAGCAUAUUUGAGGGGUCAAAUAAUUUCAUAUACAGCGAAUCUCAAAAGAAAGACUCAUUUAGAACGAUUAGAUUUGAUCAGUCAGAUUAAAGUACCAGACCAACUAUAUGCCCAGACUAAAAAUCCUGAACUGUACAAGAAGCGAGUAGAACUUCAAACUAAGUUUGAACUUAUUUCCACUCAACCAGUUGAACGUCAACUUCUUGAAAGCAAGAGCCGAUUUUAUAUUCAUGGUGAUAAAUCUAGCAAAUUUCUAGUUAACCAAUUGAGACGCUGUAAAGCCAAACAACAUAUUACAAAGAUUCGAAUGGAGAACGGGAAUAUUACCUUGAAUCAUUCUGAAAUUAAUGAUUCAUUUAAGAAUUAUUACUCUCGACUUUACACCUCCAAAUCCUUAAAUGAUAAUAUUUCUGUUGACCUUUUUUAAAUGGUUUGAAUAUUCCUUCACUCUCCUCUGAUUUUAAAGCAAAACUCAAUGAGCCAUUAUCACUAGAAGAAGUAUCUUCUGCCAUUUCUGCACUGCUGUCGGUCAAAUCUCCUGAGCCUGAUGGGUUCUCUGCAGAAUUUUAUAAAUCAUUUUCCUCACUACUUUCAUCUCAGUUAUUUUAAGUUCUAUCUGAUUCGUUUAAACAUGGUGAAUUGCCACCAUCAUUUAAAACACAUCAGCCAUCAGCUGAUUGAGUGCACUUUUCGUGGUUUAUCGUGUCACGUCCACGGAAUGAAUGGAUUGUCUCUACCACUCCCUAGCGGAGAACAGUUACUGCCUGAUGAAUGGGCUUUAUGGUCAAUUUAGGGUUGGGGUACAGUCCAAUUUGAUGACAACGAGGGAUGUGAUGCCUUUGAUCUAAUGGUCUUAGAGGACUUGCCAAAUUCACUGAAUUGGGUGGAUUGUCUUUCCCUUUCCCUAGCGGGGAAUGGUUAUUGCCCAAUGGAGUGGGUUGGGGUUGGGGUACUGUCCUAUGUGGUUUGAUUGUUCAAUUCAAGGUAAGGUGACAAUGAGGGAUAUGAAGCAUUUGACCUAAUGGUAAUAGAGAACGUGAGCUUUGAUCAGACCUUUGACAUUCACCAUGACUAAAAAACACGGUAAUGUGCCAUUGUUGUGAAUUUUACUGUGUGUGCCUAUCUUUGAUCAAACCCAGAUAUGCCAGGAAGUUAUGGCACCUUCCCCAGGGUAUGCAGUCACAUUUCGUUUCUUACCUGUCACCCUGUUCGUCUAUCCGUCCAUGAAUGUCUGUAAGAUGUCAAUCACCAGCCGGAUUGUUAGACUGUAAAUGUUCUCACAAACAUCUUGAACCCAUUCGAGUUGACAAACUUCAGCAGCUUCUCAUUUUCCUUCGUCCAGAGACCUCUCGCUCCAACCACAAAUCCAAAAUAGUCCACAGAUUCUGCACAUGUAAGCUCUUUGAUCUGGCGUGUGAGAUGUUUAUAUUUGUCCUCCUUCUCCUUCUGUGCUCUUUCUGAUUAUUGUCCUCGUACCUGAUGGUAACAUCUACUACGGCAGCUUUCCCUCUCUUCACAAAGAUAAGGUCCAGCUUCCAUAACGAUCCAUCCUCUGGUCUACUAUGGGGUUCGAUGCUCGCAUCCCAACCUUGCUUACAGACCUCUUGUUUCAGUUUUUCUACGACCUUAUUAUGUCACUUAAUCCGGCUUCUUUUAAUGGAUAAGCGUCUUCCUGAGAUGUGGGCCAGGGUUUCAUUGGCCAUUCUGCAUCUCCUACAGGUUUUUACCCUCUCCUUAUCUCCCUUGUUUCUUGUACAAUACAUUGGAUAUUGUCCACAUCUCAGCAGCAGAGCAUCCAUGAUCUGGUAUCCUUUCCAUCUUUCAUGGUUCUGCAGCCACCAGUUAGAUGGCUCAUUGUUCUUCAAGUCCUUAAUUCCAGAUCCUUGUUGGGUCAGUUGGGCCCACUUGUCAAAUUCGGCCGUCCUCCAGUCCAACUCAAACUUCGGUGGCCCACUAUCCUCCUCCUCCAUCAUCUCCCCUAGAACGUUGCAUAGCAUAAAAGGAACUCGCAUCCCCUCCCCCAAGUAUGCUUCGAUAUCAAGUUCUCUCAUAACAUUCUUCAGCACCUGGAGAUUUGCCAGACUUUUAAUCUUAGCCUGGUUGUCCUCUUUGGCCAUCGUGAAAGAUGCUUUGAUUAUCUUAUCCUGUGAGAGCUCCAGUGCAAGCCUCUUCCUGAUCACGGCAAUCGGGAUCUGUAUCUCCAGCUUUGGCAGGUACAACCCUCCAUCACUCAUCCUGGCAUACUAUACCCCAUCAGUUGUGUCCUGGGGUAGGUAGAGGAUCUAUUUUGCCAUUGUCCUGAUCAGCUUGUUCAAAUCUGUGAGAGUUCUGCGAUGCCUCAUUGAGGGUAAGAUGGUAAUACAUCCUUGAAAUCAUGGAUGUCCUCAUGAGCUCAAUCUUCUGUAAUGGCUUGAGCUUAGCUGCCUUUAGACUAUGGAACCACAUAUCCAGUUUGUUUUUCCAAUUAUCACCUCUAAUUCUGCACCAUGGGUCAAUUUUCACCCCAAGGUACUUUUCAAUCUCACCUGGUGAAAUGAACUGAAUAUCUUUCCCAUCCAGGCUCAUUCUUUCUUCUCAUUGAACAAGUAUGUCUUCCUUUUACAUUCACGGUAAAACCCUUUUGUCUUUCUCACCUUAGGACACCUGCGUUACAGUGUGACAGGUGUACCGCCCCAGUCAAACUCCUGUUACGUAUUCAGGCAACAAUAAAUAUAUGAGUUCGGCAAGGGCUUUUAUAACAAACAACACGUUUAUUAAACACUGAAAACAAACCCCCCAAAAGUAAACAAACACUACCGUAACCGGAAACAGCUCUUAAAGCGAUGCAGCUCAAACAGUUCUUAAAGUGAUGUUGCAAAAACAGUUCUUUUAAGUAGGACUGCCACAAGUUCAAAAUGCUCACGGUUCAUUUAAGGGAGAGACUUUAUAAGACGAUUUAAAUUCUCUUUCACAUCGUUUUGCUUCGAUCCCUGACGUCGAACUUUUCCCACGCAGAAUUAACGAAUUUCCUUUAUCACACUGUCCUCAAUCUUCUGCUAUCCCGCAGAGAUUAACACAAGAACAGUCAACGAAUUCCUUCUCGAAUAAGGAUUAAAUAAGGUUGAACCUGUUUCACCGUCGUAAAUCAAUUUUCGAUCUUUAACUCCUGAACUCCGAUCUUCACUCUCCACUGAUUCUCAAACUAGCAGUAUUGUAAAGAACCUGCUGGCAAUGACCUUUUAAACUUUAGGCAUUAGAUAAAACUUCAUCUUUCAACUAAACUGCGUCAUCACAUUAAAUCGCGCAGUGGCAUGAAGUCAACAUGGCAAAUCCAGCCACGAACUGCCCCUCCUCACAGGGUGGGGUCUUCCUUUUAUAACCUGUAAAAAAAACCUGUCACAUGAUCUCUACUGGCGGGAAAAUGAAGUCACUCCACCAUAACAAGACCAUUACCUCAAGUCCAGUAUAGCUUCAACCCCAGUCACGUGACAAGGGUACCACUGUCAUGUGUCACGAGUACGUAACACUCCCCACCUGCCACUGUCCCUGUAGUGGGUUGUGCCCGGGCGCUUCCGACCAGAAGCGAGAGCCCCUCGGGGCU